This is a messenger RNA of Anarrhichthys ocellatus (wolf-eel), 1452 nucleotides long. Its product is annotated as lysophosphatidic acid receptor 6. Gene Ontology annotation, molecular function: oxysterol binding; G protein-coupled receptor activity. Gene Ontology annotation, cellular component: membrane. The transcript is spliced from 2 exons. The record is from RefSeq and is a predicted model, not a curated record. The coding region runs from base 373 to 1341 and encodes 322 amino acids. Lineage: Eukaryota; Metazoa; Chordata; Actinopteri; Perciformes; Anarhichadidae. Gene Ontology annotation, biological process: G protein-coupled receptor signaling pathway.
ACGCCUUUGCAAAGAGCAGCAUUGCAUAUGCUCACUGUAUUCAGAGAGGAGCUGUUCAACCAAUGUGCCGCUACAAACGAAGCUAUUAUCUCAUGUGUUGUCAACAUACAGUGUAGCUUUCUGCAUUUGGAGAUAAAGCAAAGUAGUCAAGCGAAGUACCUUGAAACAUGAACAAUACAGAACAAUGUAGUCAGCUUCUGGAACAAAAUAAAAGAAAGAAUGACUAAAAUAGAUUUGUGUCAAAGGUGGUGAAAAAGUGAAAGUGGAAAAACUCUGGAUGGAAACACGUUUGUGUUUUUCACAGUAACCAAUGCAGCAGCGUUUAUGAGAAUCAACCUACACUCACUGACUUUCAUUUGACAAAACACUGCAAUGAUGAAUGUGACAGGUGGCGACUGCAGUACCCCCUCAGCAGAGUACCAGUACUACUUCUUCCCAACGGUCUACAUCCUCGCUUUAGUUUUAGGUCUACCAGGAAAUCUGGCUGCCCUCUUCGUCUUCACCUUCAGGACCACACCCCGCACAGCCUUCAGUGUUUACAUCAGCAAUCUCGCUCUGGCAGACAUCGUCAUCCUCUGCACGUUGCCCUUCAAGAUCCACUACCACCUCAACAGAAACAACUGGGUGUUUGGGGAUGUCGUUUGCCGUGUCACUGGUAUUAUGUUCUUCGCCAACAUCUACAUGAGCAUCUGCUUCAUGACUUGCAUCUGUGUGGAUCGCUACAUGGCCACGAUACACCCGCACAGCUAUUUGAGGCUGCGGAGCCCCUGGUGCUCCCUGGUUGUGAGUGUGGUGCUCUGGUGUGUAAUUGUAGUGGCUAUGCUGGUCUUUGUCCUCCUGGGACCCCUGGAAACCAACGCAGACGGAUCCGGAAGCCGCAGCUGCUUCGAGAACUUCGCCAAGAGAGAGUGGAACACGCGCUUGGCGGUGUACAGCCUGCUGUGCCUGAUCUUUGGCUCCCUGCUGCCCUCCGUGAUCAUCCUGGUGUGUUACCCGCUGGCUGCGAGGCGCAUCUCCAUGAUAAGGACUAAAACAGCCCAAAAAGCCGUGAGGGUCAUUUACACCAUCCUGGCCAUAACGCUGCUCUGCUUCCUGCCCAACCAUGUGGUGUACCUGCUGCACCUCCUUCGACGGAUGGAGGUCAUCCAGAGCUGCUACUUGGCCAACGCCAUCUACAACGCCAGGCGGUUCACUAUGGCGCUCGUCAUCCUCAACACAUGCCUGGACCCCGUGCUUUACUACGUCACCACCAGCCACUGCAAAUGGAGGCAGUUAAAGAUGGCAUGGCUGUGGGGAAGAGUCCGGAGAAGGAGGGGUGUCUAUACCAUUGCAGUGAGCUGAAGGGUAACGGUGUAUGCAUGUUGUAAAUAUAUCUCCUUAUACGAGUCAUUGUUUAUUUAAAAAAAAAAAAAAAAGAAAAAAAAAAAAAAGAAGUGUUUAUUGAAACUGACU